This is a messenger RNA of Oncorhynchus mykiss (rainbow trout), 1411 nucleotides long. RefSeq names its product fructose-1,6-bisphosphatase 1. NCBI's taxonomy places the organism in Eukaryota, Metazoa, Chordata, Actinopteri, Salmoniformes, Salmonidae. Gene Ontology annotation, molecular function: fructose 1,6-bisphosphate 1-phosphatase activity. The record is from RefSeq and is a predicted model, not a curated record. Gene Ontology annotation, cellular component: cytosol; cytoplasm. Gene Ontology annotation, biological process: sucrose biosynthetic process; fructose metabolic process; gluconeogenesis.
CCUGCACACCCUUUAGUUCAAACACCUGCACAUCCUCUCAACUCUUUAGUUCUAUUUUAACUUUAGGGUGAGGCUUUUAGGAACUCAUCUGUCCCGGUCCCCCAAUCAGCAGGAAUAGGUCGCGCGGCAAACAAGCUCAAAGAACCAGUACAGUUCGUCACCAUGUCCGAACGAUGCGCGUUCGAUACUAAUGUCGUUACCCUCACGAGAUUCGUGCAGGAGGAGGGAAGGAAGGCGAAGGGAACGGGAGAACUGACCACCCUCCUCAACUCUAUCUGCACAGCCGUUAAAGCUAUCUCCACCGCUGUCAGAAAAGCUGGGAUUGCCAACCUCUAUGGCAUUGCUGGGAGCACCAAUGUGACCGGUGACCAGGUGAAGAAGCUGGAUGUUCUGUCCAAUGACAUGGUCAUCAACAUGAUCAAGUCCUCUUUCACCUCCUGUGUCCUGGUGUCAGAGGAGAACGAGAGGGCCCUCAUUGUGGAGCCAGAGAAACGGGGAAAAUAUAUUGUGUGCUUCGACCCACUGGAUGGCUCGUCAAACAUUGACUGUCUUGUAUCAAUUGGAACCAUUUUUGCCAUCUACAGAAAGACAACAGAUGAUGAGCCCAAUGAGAAGGACGCGCUGCAGUCUGGACGUCACAUUGUUGCUGCCGGUUAUGCCCUCUACGGCAGCGCCACCAUGAUGGUGCUCUCUACAGGUCAAGGGGUCAACUGCUUUAUGCUCGACCCUUCUAUCGGGGAGUUUAUCCUGACAGAUAAGGACGUGAAGAUCAAGAAGAGGGGGAAGAUCUACAGUCUGAACGAAGGCUAUGCUCAGCACUUCUACCCAGACAUCACAGAAUACCUGAAGAAGAAGAAAUAUCCAGAGGAUGGGAGUGCCCCCUAUGGUGGGCGUUAUGUUGGCUCCAUGGUGGCUGAUGUGCACAGGACUUUGGUGUACGGAGGAAUCUUCUUAUACCCUGCCAAUGUCAAGAGCCCCAAGGGCAAGCUGAGGCUACUGUAUGAGUGCAACCCCAUGUCUUUCAUCAUCGAGCAGGCUGGAGGCAUGGCCACCACGGGGGAGAUGAAUGUCCUGGACAUCAAGCCAGAGAACAUCCACCAGCGAGUUCCUGUGGUCCUGGGCUCCCCUGAAGACGUCCAGGAGUACAUCGCCAUCUACAAGAAGACACGCAUAACUGGGCUGAUCUAGCAAGACAGGAUAGGGGAGAGAGGAGAGGAGUCCAAUUUAGAUGAUUGGGAUGCAACCCUUCAGCGUCUUACUGUUUGGAUCCCUGAACUAAGAGACCCCUCAUGGACAAAUAUUAGGCCUACCUCAGCCUUAUGAUGUAGUAUAUUGUAGGGUUGUUGUGCCAUGUGUCAUUUGCACUGGUGGACCUAAAAUAUGUUUUGAAUAAAACCCAAUGUUAAAAUCC